Molecule: messenger RNA, 387 nt
Organism: Prunus dulcis (almond)
Lineage: Eukaryota; Viridiplantae; Streptophyta; Magnoliopsida; Rosales; Rosaceae
Product: clumping factor B-like
Exons: 2
Coding region: 1-387 (128 amino acids)
Source: RefSeq, a predicted model, not a curated record
AUGGGUUUCAAAGACUCUCUUCAUCGGCUACCUCUUGCCAAACGUGAAGUCUCCCUUUUCAGUCAAGUUGAGUGCUCAAAUGGCUCAGCUCCUACAGACUUUGACCCCAAAUCCGAUUCUGAAUCAAGAUCCUAUAUUGAUGACCCUGAACCUGAUCCUGAACAAGGAUCCUAUUUUGACGACCUAGACCCCGACCCCGACUACAACUAUGACAACCCCAACCUUGACUUCGAUGACGACCCCGACCCCGACUCUGAUGAUGACCAUGACCCUGACUCUGAGGAUGACCCCAACCCUGAAUUUGUCUCUGAUUCAGACCCAAAUUCUGACUUCGACUCUGACUCCGACCCCGACCCAGGCUCAGAUUCCGAUUCGAAUUCCUACUAA